GCUUCCCUUCCUGCUGCCGGAGCCCGCGCCGCGCCCAGCAUCCGAGGGGAGCAGCCGCUGCCGCACCGCGCUCCGCCACCCGCCGCGCCUCGCCGACACCAUGGCAUCUGGAGUACAAGUUGCCGAUGAGGUGUGCCGUAUCUUCUAUGACAUGAAAGUGCGGAAGUGCUCUACGCCUGAGGAAAUUAAGAAGAGGAAGAAGGCUGUCAUCUUCUGCCUCAGUCCAGACAAAAAGUGCAUUAUUGUGGAAGAAGGCAAAGAGAUUCUGGUGGGAGAUGUCGGUGUGACAGUUACCGACCCUUUCAAGCACUUUGUGCAGAUGCUUCCCGAGAAGGAUUGCCGUUAUGCCUUGUAUGAUGCAAGCUUCGAGACCAAGGAAUCCAAAAAAGAAGAGCUGAUGUUUUUCUUGUGGGCACCAGAACAAGCACCUCUCAAAAGUAAGAUGAUCUACGCAAGCUCCAAGGAUGCAAUCAAAAAGAAGUUUCAAGGCAUAAAGCAUGAAUGCCAAGCAAAUGGGCCAGAGGACCUCAACCGAGCUUGCAUUGCUGAGAAGCUAGGAGGCUCCCUAGUCGUAGCUUUUGAAGGAAGUCCUGUGUAGAUGUCAUACAGUGCCACAACUCUACAAGCAUUCCAUGUUUUAAUAUAUCAGUUAUGUAAAGCAACCAUUCUAGGCAAGGGUUUCACUAACUGUAGGGAAGCUGUCUUGUAGAAUAAAGUAGAUUUUGGAGAUGUAGCUCGUAUGUACAAAUGACCCUAAAUAAAUCAAAUCUAAGGAUUUA
This is a messenger RNA of Gymnogyps californianus (California condor), 779 nucleotides long. RefSeq names its product destrin, actin depolymerizing factor (gene DSTN). Gene Ontology annotation, biological process: cell motility; actin filament severing; actin filament fragmentation. Lineage: Eukaryota; Metazoa; Chordata; Aves; Accipitriformes; Cathartidae. Gene Ontology annotation, cellular component: actin cytoskeleton; cytoplasm; actin cortical patch. The record is from RefSeq and is a predicted model, not a curated record. Gene Ontology annotation, molecular function: actin filament binding. The transcript has 4 exons. The coding region runs from base 101 to 598 and encodes 165 amino acids.